Molecule: messenger RNA, 1322 nt
Organism: Nanorana parkeri
Lineage: Eukaryota; Metazoa; Chordata; Amphibia; Anura; Dicroglossidae
Gene: CLDN19
Product: claudin 19
Exons: 5
Coding region: 321-953 (210 amino acids)
Biological process (GO): cell adhesion; bicellular tight junction assembly
Cellular component (GO): plasma membrane; bicellular tight junction
Molecular function (GO): structural molecule activity
Source: RefSeq, a predicted model, not a curated record
ACAUACAGACAUUAGUGUGUGUCAUUUUAUUUCCCUUUUAUUGCCACAUUGUCCCCUGGGUGUCCUAGAGGCUCAGUCGAGUGUAAACAUGAAGGUCUCCGCACCUCACUGUCCCCUGCACAUCUCUGCCUGGAAGAACAUCUCUAUGUACUGCUACUAAAGCUGCAGCACAUCCUGGUGUCACCACCACCAGCCCACUGGGACAGAGCAACAGGUGGAGAGGACCACAUUGACCAACAAGGACGGGACCGCAAGCUGCAGAUUAACCGGAUACCUUGAAACAAACAAAAGACUAAAAAUUUUAUUUCAUAUUGGACACUAUGGCCAAUUCAGGAAUUCAGCUCCUUGGCUAUUUUCUCGCUCUGGGCGGAUGGAUAGGGAUUAUCUCUACCACGGCGUUACCUCAGUGGAAGCAGUCGUCGUAUGCCGGAGAUGCCAUUAUCACAGCGGUGGGGCUGUACGAGGGCCUGUGGAUGUCAUGUGCCUCGCAGAGCACCGGCCAGGUGCAGUGUAAAGUCUUCGACUCCCUGUUGUCACUGGAGGUUCACAUCCAGACGAUCCGGGCACUGAUGGUGGUUUCGAUGCUCCUGGGCUUCAUCGGAAUAAUCAUCAGCGUUGUGGGAAUGAAAUGUACGAAAGUGGGUGACAAUAACCCCAUUGCCAAGGACAGAAUUGCUGUGUCUGGAGGAGCCCUUUUCAUUUUGGCAGGUCUCUGCACAUUAAUUGCCGUUUCCUGGUAUGCCACACAAGUUUCUCAAGAAUUUUUCAACCCAAAUACACCAGUCAAUGCCCGGUACGAGUUUGGAUCGGCGUUAUUCGUGGGCUGGGCCGCUUCCAGCCUCACCAUGCUUGGCGGAUCCUUCCUGUGCUGUUCAUGGCCCAGCGUGGAUUCCAGAGGGCAGCCAUACUACCGACAAUCACAGCCAUCGGCUACUACCAGAGAGUACGUCUAACUCCCUGCCCAUCCCAACCCUCCUAACCAGCAACAUCCCCAGAACCACAAAAAUCCCUAUAAAGAAGAAGGAAGAGACAAGUUAAUGUCAGAAGCCAUCAAGUGAUACGUUACCGGUCACUAAGACUCUGGGAACAAUUCUGGAGUGACCGAUAUCAAGAAAGAGACCUUAUAUUUGAGGAGCAUUGUGAUGGACCUGAUUAGCCUACAGGAUAUAACGAUAAGGAACAGAAGCUUUCAUGGACUGAACAGCCCAGAUGAUGUCCAACUGGCCAGCUACGGACUUCUCAAGGACGGGUGUAUGAACCUGGUACACAGGAAAAUGGUGAUGUUGUUCAUGGCAACCAAUCAGAUGCUUGUUAAAAGCCAA